UUGUGAGGCGGCCCGGGGGGCAGCGGCGGCGGGAGAGCGCGGGCUCGGAGCGGCCCCGCGGCGGGGCGGAGGAUCGCGCCCUCCCUCCGGGCACCAUUAAGAGGAAGGCGAUGGAGGAGCUGAGCGCGGACGAGAUCCGGCGGCGGCGCCUGGCGCGGUUGGCAGGAGGGUCCUCGUCCCAGCCCACCACCCCCCUGACGUCCCCGCAGAGAGAGACCCCCCCGGGGCCUCCCGUGGUGGCACCAGCCCCGGGUCCCUCCCACAGCCUGGGCCUAAAUGUCCACAGCAUGACCCCAGCUACCUCUCCAAUCGGUGCAUCAGGAGUAGCCCACCGAAGCCAGAGCAGCGAAGGAGUGAGUUCCCUCAGCAGUUCUCCAUCCAACAGCCUUGAAACCCAAUCCCAGUCUCUCUCUCGGUCCCAGAGCAUGGACAUUGAUAGUGUCUCCUGUGAGAAAAGUAUGUCCCAGGUUGAUGUGGAUUCAGGAAUUGAAAACAUGGAGGUCGAUGAGAACGAUCGCAGAGAGAAGCGGAGCCUGACGGACAAGGAGCCCCUGUCUGGGUCGGAGGUGUCUGAGGAACAAGCUUUGCAGCUGGUCUGUAAGAUCUUCAGAGUGUCCUGGAAGGACCGAGACAGAGACGUGAUCUUCCUGAACUCCCUCUCUGCCCAGUUCAAGCAGAACCCAAAGGAAGUGUUUUCAGAUUUUAAGGACUUGAUUGGGCAGAUUUUGAUGGAAGUGCUGAUGAUGUCCACCCAGGCAAGGGAUGAGAACCCCUUUGCCAGCCUGACAGCUACAUCCCAGCCCAUCGCUGCAGCCGCCCGCUCUCCCGACAGAAGCCUCAUCCUAAACAUGGGCUCCAACCCAGGAAGCAGCCCCAUGUUCUGUAAUGUGGGCUCCUUUGGUUCCAGUUCGUUAUCCAGUCUCUAUGGGACUAGUCCAGCUCCUCCUACCAAUUUCACAAGCUAUGUACCAAUGACUGGUUCAUCUCUUACCCCACCAGCCAGUUCAGUUGCCAGCACAGCUGUGCCUCCCCUUCCUGUCAGCUCUCACCUCACAGCCACAAGCCCUUCCUGGACACAGCCGCCGUCUCCGAGGUACCGGCCAUACACCGUGGCCCAUCCUGGAGGCUUUUCUGCUUCUUCCACCCCACGUUCCUUGAGCAUUUCCAUCCCAUCUAGUUCUCCAAGCCCUCCAGCCAUGGCUGCUAGCCCUCCAGCCAUGCCAGUCAUCACAUCCAGACAGAGGCCCACAGCCAUGGGCCCACCUUUGUUUCCUGCUUCGCCCGGUGCCCUGCGCAGGCGUCCUUCCCUGCAGAGCAGGAUCCCUCCUAGUUUGUACGACAACCCUUUCUCCCUCCUCCUCCUUGCCGUUUCUGAUGUGUCUGAGGACAGUAGUGAUGAAGACAAUGAAGAUGAUGAUUUUUCUUGUGUCCAGUUUGGGUCCAGUAUGGGAGGCUCUGGCAGCUCAAGUGUUUCCGAUUCCUGCAGUGACCACUUCACCAUUGAAAACUGUAAGGAGACAGAGAUGCUGAACUACCUCAUUGAGUGUUUUGACAGAGUUGGAAUAGAGGAGAGAAAAGCACCAAAGAUGUGUAGCCAGCCAACAGUCAGCCAGUUACUGAGCAACAUCCGAUCCCAGUGCAUUUCUCACGCUGCUUUGGUGCUCCAGGGAUCCUUAACACAACCAAGGUCAUUGCAGCAGCAGUCUUUGCUGGUACCAUAUAUGCUGUGUAGGAAUCUCCCAUUUGGCUUCAUCCAAGAAUUGGUGAGGACAACUUAUCAGGAUGAAGAGGUGUUCAAACAGAUCUUUAUUCCCAUCUUACAAGGCCUGGCUGUAGCUUCCAAAGAGUGCUCCCUCGAUAGUGACAAUUUUAAAUAUCCCCUUAUGGCACUAUGUGAACUUUGUGAAAUCAAGUUUGGGAAAACACACCCUAUGUGCAGUUUGGUUGUCUCUUUGCCCUUGUGGUUGCCUAAAUCUUUAAGCACAGGUGCAGGAAGAGAACUGCAAAGACUUUCCUACCUUGGAGCCUUCUUCAGUCUCUCUGUCUUUGCUGAAGAUGAUAACAAAGUAGUUGAAAAGUACUUCUCAGGGCCUGCCAUUACUCUUGAAAACACCCGGGUUGUCAGCCAGUCUUUGCAACAUUACCUGGAAUUAGCAAGGCAAGAGCUGUUCAAGAUCCUGCACAGUAUCCUACUGAACGGGGAGACCCGGGAGGCAGCUCUGGGUUACAUGGCAGCUGUGGUCAAUGCCAACAUGAAAAAGGCCCAAAUGCAGACAGACGAUCGUUUGGUGUCCACAGAUGGCUUCAUGCUCAACUUCCUCUGGGUACUGCAGCAACUGAGUACGAAGAUAAAGCUGGAAACGGUUGAUCCCAUGUACAUAUUCCACCCCAGGUGUCGGAUCGAGCUCCCUACGGAUGAGACAAGAGUGAAAGCAACAAUGGAGGAUGUUGCAGCCUGGCUUGCUGAACUUUACAGGGAUCCGUCUCCAUUUUCUGAGCCGAAAUUCCCAACGGAAUGUUUCUUCCUCACCCUGCACGCCCACCACCUGUCCAUCCUGCCCAGCUGCCGGCGGUACAUCCGGAGGCUCCGAGCCAUCAGGGAGCUCAACAGGACUGUGGAAGAUUUGAAAAACAACGAAAGUCAGUGGAAGGAUUCCCCUCUGGCCACCAGACAUCGAGAGAUGCUGAAACGGUGCAAGACACAGCUCAAGAAACUGGUGAGGUGCAAGGCCUGUGCAGACGCCGGUUUGCUGGAUGAAAACUUUCUCAGGAGAUGCCUGAAUUUCUAUGGCAUGGUGAUCCAGCUGAUGCUUCGCAUUCUAGACCCUGCCUACCCCAACAUAAAAUUGCCUUUAACUCCUGAGGUUCCCAAGGUAUUUGCAGCGUUGCCAGAGUUUUACGUGGAAGAUGUCGCCGAAUUUUUAUUUUUUAUUGUACAAUAUGCUCCUCAGGUGCUGUAUGAGCCCUGUACUCAGGACAUAGUGAUGUUCCUUGUUGUGAUGCUGUGCAACCAGAACUACAUCCGAAAUCCUUAUUUAGUGGCCAAGCUAGUGGAGGUGAUGUUCAUGACAAAUCCAGCUGUGCAGCCCCGCACACAGAAGUUCUUUGAAAUGAUUGAGAAUCACCCUCUCUCCACCAAAUUGUUGGUCCCCUCCUUGAUGAAGUUUUACACAGAUGUGGAACACACCGGAGCCACGAGCGAGUUCUAUGACAAGUUCACGAUCCGCUACCACAUCAGCACCAUCUUCAAAAGCCUCUGGCAAAACAUUGCCCACCAUGGUACCUUUAUGGAGGAGUUCAACUCUGGGAAGCAGUUUGUUCGCUACAUCAACAUGCUGAUAAAUGACACAACUUUCUUGCUGGAUGAGAGUCUGGAGUCCCUAAAACGUAUCCAUGAAGUGCAAGAGGAGAUGAAGAAUAAAGAGCAAUGGGACCUGCUGCCCAGGGACCAGCAGCAGGCGCGGCAGUCGCAGCUGGCGCAGGACGAGCGCGUGUCCCGCUCAUAUCUCGCCCUGGCCACAGAAACUGUUGAUAUGUUCCAUAUCCUUACCAAGCAGGUCCAAAAGCCUUUUCUCAGACCUGAGCUUGGACCACGACUGGCUGCUAUGUUGAACUUUAACUUACAGCAACUGUGUGGCCCCAAGUGCCGUGACCUGAAAGUUGAAAACCCAGAGAAAUAUGGGUUUGAACCAAAGAAGCUGUUGGACCAACUGACGGACAUUUACCUGCAGCUGGAUUGUGCUCGCUUUGCUAAAGCAAUUGCUGAUGAUCAGAGGUCCUACAGUAAAGAGCUCUUUGAGGAGGUGAUCUCCAAGAUGAGAAAGGCUGGAAUCAAGUCCACCAUAGCAAUAGAGAAAUUCAAACUGCUGGCAGAGAAAGUGGAGGAAAUUGUUGCCAAGAAUGCCCGUGCAGAGAUUGAUUACAGCGAUGCUCCGGAUGAAUUCAGAGAUCCGCUCAUGGACACCCUGAUGACUGACCCUGUGAGGUUGCCAUCCGGAACAAUCAUGGACAGGUCGAUCAUCCUGAGGCACCUGUUGAACUCAUCCACUGAUCCUUUCAAUCGUCAGACGCUGACGGAAAACAUGCUGGAACCAGUGCCAGAACUUAAAGAGCAAAUCCAAGCCUGGAUGAGAGACAAGCAGAAUGACCAUUAGGAACUCCCUUGCAGUGCACGCCAACAGCAGUGGGGAGAGCAGGGCGUGGGCUGUUGUGGCAGUAGUGGAGCAGAAACCCUUGGAAGCUGUUAUGGGAUUAGCACGCCCACGGCACUGACUUCAGUAGUGACCAGGAGCAUGUGGCCGAGGAGAAAAGCAGCUUAAUUCUUGUACAUAUAUUUAAGUGAUAACGAUGGUCAAUAACAUGGAGGACAAGCUAGGAAGUUGCUUAUGUUACAAAACUGUCCUUCAAUAUGUCACAUUUUGGAGUUUUUACAGCUGAAUUAUUUUAGCAAAGACGAAUGGAUCAGGGCAGCAUCCCUUCAACCUUGUUUUUUACCGCCAGAUAUCCGUUAAUUUGAUUGUGGUUAGAACCUUGGACAUUUUGCUGCUAAAGUAACUUUUUCCUCUUUCCCUCCCUUCUUUCUGUUCCACCCAUCAAACCUGCACUGCUGUCUCUUUUUUUUUUUCUCUUUUUGUAAUGCAAAAAAAACCCCCAACGAACCCUGUGAAAAUCAAAAUCAUUCCCCUGCCCUCAAAAGAACAUAUUCUGUGCGAUAACUGUGCCUGCAACAAAGCUUCAUCUUGGGAUCGUAUUUUUAUAUUACACACAUUUGCCUAUUUGGUUUUUAAUUGGUGUUAGACACAAGGAUAAUUUCAAAAGAGCAAAGACUUCACACACGGAUUUUAAUUUCCAUUCCUUGAAAUGUCCCUUUCCUUUACGUUGAUCAAGACGCUCUGGUAUUUGUGAAAAGCCUCGAGAUAGAAAUAUGUUAAAACAGCUGCCAUGAAUGAGAUGCUUGGGAAUACCAGGAUUUCAGUGACUUUGAAACAAAAGAAAUCCAUUCUUUCAAUGCUGCAGAUAUGAUAUAUGCUAACUGACAGUUCUGAGCCAUUCGAGCUUGUCCACAGAGAGCAGAUACUUUUAUCCUUGGAGGCUGCAGUUUGGGGCAGGGGUCAUUUUUUUUAUGUUGCUACCAAUUUGUAUCCAUGGCUUGGCCUUACCAAAGCAGAAAGGGUGCAGGAAAUGUAGAAUUACGUUUUUAAAAAAAAAAAUGAAAAAAAAAAAUAUUCACAAACAUUUUUGUAUUACUGCCCCCUGCAUAUGAUACUUGAAUUUCCUUUUUAAAAAGGAUUUGAAACCACAGUGUUUUAAAAUUAAGUCUGAAAAAACAGGUUGUUUUUCUUUUAUUUGUUUUUUCGCCGUGUCUUCUGUUCAAUUCCUGACUCUCUUGAACUACAAUAAAUGAUACACACUCGCACAG
This is a messenger RNA of Neopelma chrysocephalum (saffron-crested tyrant-manakin), 5419 nucleotides long. It is a transcript of the gene UBE4B, whose product is annotated as ubiquitination factor E4B. Gene Ontology annotation, molecular function: ubiquitin-ubiquitin ligase activity. Bases 111 to 4154 code for a protein of 1347 amino acids. The transcript is spliced from 29 exons. Lineage: Eukaryota; Metazoa; Chordata; Aves; Passeriformes; Pipridae. The record is from RefSeq and is a predicted model, not a curated record. Gene Ontology annotation, biological process: protein polyubiquitination. Gene Ontology annotation, cellular component: nucleus; cytoplasm; ubiquitin ligase complex.